AGUUGUCUACAAAGUAUCUCUAAAGCAAGCUGUCCGACUCCGCUGUCAGGUGUGACUCCCAGAACUGAAACCCCGGACGUAAAAGAGGUCGAGGCCUUCUGGGAUCCAAGUUUACAGAACCGAAAAGAGUUUUUCCUGGUCCCCGACGCGAUCAUGGUGGCUUCCUGGCGAAACUUUAGAGUCGUAGAGAAUGUGCGACUCAGCGUACAGGAGACAACGUCCGUCGCCGAGACGAGCCAUCGUACCUCGGAUGAUGCGGAAAAAGAAUGGCACAAUGGACCGGAUAAAAACUCCGGUUUGAAGGAUGAAGAAGACCAGGAUUCGUGGAAUGAGGACCUAACUGAGAAAGUGGAGGAGCGGAACGCGCAGGAAUAUCUGCUGUCUGAGAUGAAGAAGACAGCCCAGAACAUCCGUGACAAAGUUGAGGAGGUUUGGGAGGUUCUCAAGAAGAUCCCACAAUGUGUUUAUGGCAUCUUACUGGUUCUUCUCAGAGUCCUGUUACUUGCUGGCCAGUUCCUUGCGUAUGUGCUCGUUCUGACCUUUGGGAAACUUAAGAUGCCACAUUAUUUCUUAAAACGGAUCAAACUUGGAAUCCUAUUUGCCGCAUACGUUUUCUUGAAUUUCCCCUGUGUGCUCAGCCAUUGUGAGGGAUGGUUCCUCGCGUCGGAUCUUCUAAAUCAAACCCUGAUCAUUCGGAACGACCACGACGUUUACUGUUCAUUCAAAAGCACGGACGACACCCCAAAAACCUACCGUUGUGGAGACAACAUAACGGCCCAUAUACUGAACAACACCUGCAUGAAAAUCAAAAUGGAGGAAUGGCCAGAAGAAGACUGCCUUCUGGAAUACGGCAGAAGGGGCCGCGGUGAAAGCUCGAAGUUGGAGAAGCAUUUUUGUUCAGAUACAUCAGUUACCAAACCAACCGAUCAUCUAAUCGGCAGAACACAUACACCGGCAGUGAUCUCUUCGGUGCUACUACUUUUAGCCCUACUAUUUGUAGGGCUGAUGAUCUAUCUGUUGAGGAAAAAGAUUAAAACCUCCCAUGGUCAAGAAACGUUGGAAGAACAUUUGGGUGAAGAGGAAGAGGAAGGCAAACCGAAGACUGAAAAAGUUUGGGAAAAAGGCAGAGCGUUCCUCAGCCUAAAAAAUGCUGUGAAAUUAUUCCUCCUCAAUUACAAAGAAGACCCCCGUUAAAAUGAGCAGCGUAGAACGUCUACUGGGGAGAUGAUUUGGCUAAAAGCCCGGAAAACGAAUCACAUCGCGGACCUUCCGGUUUUGCCGAAAAAAUUAAGAACAAAAAAAUCCUUUAGAAAAAUCAUUUCUCCAAAAGCCCAAACAACGUCCCAGUUCCAAUGAUCAGUAUGGGAAGCUACACGGCAGAGAAUAGGAUUCUUGGGAAAUUAAGUCUUUGAACUUUCAAUCU
This is a messenger RNA of Spea bombifrons (plains spadefoot toad), 1423 nucleotides long. RefSeq lists its product as uncharacterized. The transcript has 8 exons. Bases 154 to 1194 code for a protein of 346 amino acids. The record is from RefSeq and is a predicted model, not a curated record. Lineage: Eukaryota; Metazoa; Chordata; Amphibia; Anura; Pelobatidae.